This is a messenger RNA of Annulohypoxylon maeteangense, 828 nucleotides long. RefSeq lists its product as uncharacterized. Lineage: Eukaryota; Fungi; Ascomycota; Sordariomycetes; Xylariales; Hypoxylaceae. Gene Ontology annotation, molecular function: lyase activity. The record is from RefSeq and is a predicted model, not a curated record. The coding region runs from base 1 to 828 and encodes 275 amino acids. The transcript is spliced from 2 exons.
AUGGGAUCUUCGGAUAUCGCACCCUCACACGCGCCGCAAUGGCUUGUACCAUUAUCGACCGUACUUCUCGGCUCUGGCGUGUUCUUCUGGUGCAUCGCGUAUGUUCUAAUAACACGUCGUAGCAUCCAGACGCGCUCAUACGGAAUGCCCCUCUUAGGUCUGGCGAUUAAUGUCAGCUGGGAGAUCGUAUACGGCUUUUACGUGGCCGAGAUGCUGUUCGAGAAGCUCGGCUUCACCCUCUGGCUCAUACUAGACCUAGGGCUAAUUUAUACCACCGUGAAGUUUGCACCUGAGGAGUGGGCGUCCACCAACAAGUUCGUCGGCCGACACAUGGCUUCUAUCUUAGCUCUUAUGCUAGCGAUAGGGUGCUGGGGUCACUACGCCUUUGUCUCGUGGUGGCUAUCGCGUCCGGGAAUCGGUAUCGGUGAUAAAUCCGGCAAAUGGUACUAUGGCCAGGACGGAUAUGAUACGACGGAGUUGGCUUAUUGGUCAGCUGGGGUUGCCCAGCUUGUUCUUAGCAGCUCCAGCGUGGCAAUGCUCGGUAUUCGUGGACAUUCUGGAGGAACUGGAUAUAUAAUUUGGCUAUGCAGGAUUACUGGGUCUCUCCUUGGUCUAGGCUUUUGCAACGGCUUGUUAUGGUGGUAUUGGCCAGAAGCACAUUCUUACUUCACUCACCCGAUGAGUAUCUUCAUCGGCGGUGUGUCUCUCAUAUGCGACCUUGUAUAUCCUUUCGUCCUUUGGCACGUCCGCCAGUCAGAAAGAGUCAUGGCCGAUGGAAGAUUGGUAGGAGCCCACAUGAUAGAGCCAGAGAAAGAAAAAGGACAAUGA